Messenger RNA from Xenopus laevis (African clawed frog), 7098 nucleotides. Its product is annotated as serine-rich adhesin for platelets-like. Bases 1 to 7098 code for a protein of 2365 amino acids. The record is from RefSeq and is a predicted model, not a curated record. Lineage: Eukaryota; Metazoa; Chordata; Amphibia; Anura; Pipidae. The transcript has 13 exons.
AUGGUAACUUCUGAAAAAGGAGAAACCAGUUCUCGAACCUUAUCUGGGCUGACAGCAAGUUCCACCAUAGAAAAUGAGUCAACAUCUGUCUCUUCAUCCAAAGAUUCUGCACCUACAGAAACAUCCAAACCACUACCAAGCACCCCUGCUUCGUCAUUAUCAACUAGUUAUUUGCCUUCAAUGGUGAUAUCUGAAAAUGGAGAAACCAUCUCUUACUCCAUAUCGGAGCCGACAACAAGUUUGGUUGCUGAAAGCGAGUUAAACUCUGUGUCUUCAAACACAAAAUCUUUAGCGACAUCCACAUUACUAACAAGCAAUCCUGGCUCAUCAUCUACAGAUGCAGCCACUUUGUCACCUACAGAAACAUCCAUACCACUAACCAGCACCCCUGCUUCAUCAUCAUCCACUAGUUAUUUGCCUUCAAUGGUGACAUCUGAAACACCACUAACAAGCACCCCUGACUCAUCAAGGUCUACUAGUUCUUUGCCCUCAAUGGCAACUUCUGAAACAGGAGAAACCAGUUCUCAAACAGUAUCUGGGCUGACAGCAAGUUUGGCCAUGGAAAGUGAGUCAACAUCUGUGUCUUCAUCCAAAGACUCUUCACCUACAGAAACAUCCAUACCACUAACAAGCACCUCUGCUAUAUCAUCAUCCACUAGUUCUUUGCCUUUAAUGGUGACAUCUGAAAAAACUGAAACGAGCUCUAACUUUGUAUCGGAGCCAACAACAAGUUCUGUUGCUGAAAGUGAGUUAACUUCUUACUCUUCAUACACCGAAUCUUCAGUGACAUCAACACUACUAACAAGCACCACUGACUCAUUAUCAUAUACUAGUUCUUUGCCCUCAAUCGAAACUUCUGAAACAGUCGAAACCAGCUCUAGAACAGUAUCUGGGCCGACAGCAAUGGAAAGUGAGUCAACCUCUGUCUCUUCAUCCACAGACUCUUCACUUACGGCGACGUCUAUACCAUUAACAAGCACCCCUGCCUCAUCAUCAUCCACUAGUUCUUUGCCUUCAAUAGUGACAUCUGAAAAAAUAGAAACCAGCUCUAGAACAGUAUCUGGGCCGACAGCAAGUUCCACCAUGGAAAGUGAGUCAACCUCUGUCUCUUCAUCCAUAGACACUUCACCUACAGAAACGUCCAUACCACAAUCAAGCACCCCUACUUCAUUAUUGUCCUCUAGUUCUUUGCAUUCAAUGAUGACAUCUGAAAAAAGAGAAAACAGCUCUAACUCUGUAUCAGAGCUGACAACAAGUUCUGUUGCUGAAAGUGAGAUAUCCUCUGUAUCUUCAUACACAGAAUCUUUAGUGACAUCCACACCACUAACAAGCACCCCUGACUCAUCAAGGUCUACUAGUUCUUUGCCCUCAAUGGUAACUUCUGAAACAGGAGAAACCAGUUCUCAAACAGUAUCUGGGCUGACAGCAAGUUUGGCCAUGGAAAGUGAGUCAACAUCUGUGUCUUCAUCCAAAGACUCUUCACCUACAGAAACAUCCAUACCACUAACAAGCACCUCUGCUAUAUCAUCAUCCACUAGUUCUUUGCCUUUAAUGGUGACAUCUGAAAAAACGGAAACCAGCUCUAACUUUGUAUCGGAGCCAACAAGUUCUGUUGCGGAAAGUGAGUUAACUUCUUACUCUUCAUACACCGAAUCUUCAGUGACAUCAACACUACUAACAAGCACCACAGACUCAUUAUCAUAUACUAGUUCUUUGCCCUCAAUCGAAACUUCUGAAACAGUCGAAACCAGCUCUAGAACAGUAUCUGGGCCGACAGCAAGUUCCACCAUGGAAAGUGAGUCAACCUCUGUCUCUUCAUCCACAGACUCUUCACUUACAACACCACUAACAAGCACCCCUGACUCAUCAAGGUCUACUAGUUCUUUGCCCUCAAUGGUAACUUCUGAAACAGGAGAAACCAGUUCUCAAACAGUAUCUGGGCUGACAGCAAGUUUGGCCAUGGAAAGUGAGUCAACAUCUGUGUCUUCAUCCAAAGACUCUUCACCUACAGAAACAUCCAUACCACUAACAAGCACCUCUGCUAUAUCAUCAUCCACUAGUUCUUUGCCUUUAAUGGUGACAUCUGAAAAAACUGAAACCAGCUCUAACUUUGUAUCGGAGCCAACAACAAGUUCUGUUGCUGAAAGUGAGUUAACUUCUUACUCUUCAUACACCGAAUCUUCAGUGACAUCAACACUACUAACAAGCACCACUGACUCAUUAUCAUAUACUAGUACUUUGCCCUCAAUCGAAACUUCUGAAACAGUCGAAACCAGCUCUAGAACAGUAUCUGGGCCGACAGCAAGUUCCACCAUGGAAAGUGAGUCAACCUCUGUCUCUUCAUCCACAGACUCUUCACUUACAGUGACUUCCAUACCACUAACAAGUACCCCUGCCUCAUCAUCAUCCACUAGUUCUUUGCCUUCAAUAGUGACAUCUGAAAAAACAGAAACCAGCUCUAACUCUGUAUCAGAGAUGACAACAAGUUCUGUUGCGGAAAGUGAGUUAAGCUCUGUUUCUUCAUACACAGAAUCUUCAGUGACAUCAACACUACUAACAAGCACCACUGACUCAUUAUCGUAUACUAGUUCUUUGCCCUCAAUCGAAACUUCUGAAACAGUAGAAACCAGCUCUAGAACAGUAUCUGGGCCGACAGCAAGUUCCACCAUGGAAAGUGAGUCAACCUCUGUCUCUUCAUCCAUAGACACUUCACCUACAGAAACGUCCAUACCACAAUCAAGCACCCCUACUUCAUUAUUGUCCACUAGUUCUUUGCAUUCAAUGAUGACAUCUGAAAAAAGAGAAAACAGCUCUAACUCUGUACUAACAAGCACCCCUGACUCAUCAAGGUCUACUAGUUCUUUGCCCUCAAUGGUAACUUCUGAAACAGGAGAAACCAGUUCUCAAACAGUAUCUGGGCUGACAGCAAGUUUGGCCAUGGAAAGUGAGUCAACAUCUGUGUCUUCAUACAAAGACUCUUCACCUACAGAAACAUCCAUACCACUAACAAGCACCUCUGCUAUAUCAUCAUCCACUAGUUCUUUGCCUUUAAUGGUGACAUCUGAAAAAACUGAAACCAGCUCUAACUUUGUAUCGGAGCCAACAACAAGUUCUGUUGCUGAAAGUGAGUUAACUUCUUACUCUUCAUACACCGAAUCUUCAGUGACAUCAACACUACUAACAAGCACCACUGACUCAUUAUCAUAUACUAGUUCUUUGCCCUCAAUCGAAACUUCUGAAACAGUCGAAACCAGCUCUAGAACAGUAUCUGGGCCGACAGCAACAAGCACCCCUGCCUCAUCAUCAUCCACUAGUUCUUUGCCUUCAAUAGUGACAUCUGAAAAAACAGAAACCAGCUCUAACUCUGUAUCAGAGAUGACAACAAGUUCUGUUGCGGAAAGUGAGUUAAGCUCUGUUUCUUCAUACACAGAAUCUUCAGUGACAUCAACACUACUAACAAGCACCACUGACUCAUUAUCGUAUACUAGUUCUUUGCCCUCAAUCGAAACCUCUGAAACAGUCGAAACCAGCUCUAGAACAGUAUCUGGGCCGACAGCAAGUUCCACCAUGGAAAGUGAGUCAACCUCUGUCUCUUCAUCCACAGACUCUUCACUUACGGCGACGUCUAUACCAUUAACAAGCACCCCUGCCUCAUCAUCAUCCACUAGUUCUUUGCCUUCAAUAGUGACAUCUGAAAAAAUAGAAACCAGCUCUAACUCCGUAUCAGAGAUGACAACAAGUUCUGUUGCUGAAAGUGAGUUAAGCUCUGUCUCUUCAUACACAGAAUCUUCAGUGACAUCCACACCAUUAAUAAGCACCACUGACUCAUCAUCUUAUUCUAGUUCUUUGCCCUCAGUGGUAACUUCUAAAACAGGAGAAUUGAGCUCUAGAACAGUAUCAGGGCCAACAACAAGUUCCGCCAGGGAAAGUGAGACAACCUCUGUCUCUUCAUCCAUAGACACUUCACCUACAGAAACGUCCAUACCACAAUCAAGCACCCCUACCUCAUUAUUGUCCACUAGUUCUUUGCAUUCAAUGAUGACAUCUGAACAAAGAGAAAACAGCUCUAACUCUGUAUCAGAGCUGACAACAAGUUCUGUUGCUGAAAGUGAGAUAUCCUCUGUAUCUACACCACUAACAAGCACCCCUGACUCAUCAAGGUCUACUAGUUCUUUGCCCUCAAUGGUAACUUCUGAAACAGGAGAAACCAGUUCUCAAACAGUAUCUGGGCUGACAGCAAGUUUGGCCAUGGAAAGUGAGUCAACAUCUGUGUCUUCAUCCAAAGACUCUUCACCUACAGAAACAUCCAUACCACUAACAAGCACCUCUGCUAUAUCAUCAUCCACUAGUUCUUUGCCUUUAAUGGUGACAUCUGAAAAAACUGAAACCAGCUCUAACUUUGUAUCGGAGCCAACAACAAGUUCUGUUGCUGAAAGUGAGUUAACUUCUUACUCUUCAUACACCGAAUCUUCAGUGACAUCAACACUACUAACAAGCACCACUGACUCAUUAUCAUAUACUAGUUCUUUGCCCUCAAUCGAAACUUCUGAAACAGUCGAAACCAGCUCUAGAACAGUAUCUGGGCCGACAGCAACAAGCACCCCUGCCUCAUCAUCAUCCACUAGUUCUUUGCCUUCAAUAGUGACAUCUGAAAAAACAGAAACCAGCUCUAACUCUGUAUCAGAGAUGACAACAAGUUCUGUUGCGGAAAGUGAGUUAAGCUCUGUUUCUUCAUACACAGAAUCUUCAGUGACAUCAACACUACUAACAAGCACCACUGACUCAUUAUCGUAUACUAGUUCUUUGCCCUCAAUCGAAACCUCUGAAACAGUCGAAACCAGCUCUAGAACAGUAUCUGGGCCGACAGCAAGUUCCACCAUGGAAAGUGAGUCAACCUCUGUCUCUUCAUCCACAGACUCUUCACUUACGGCGACGUCUAUACCAUUAACAAGCACCCCUGCCUCAUCAUCAUCCACUAGUUCUUUGCCUUCAAUAGUGACAUCUGAAAAAAUAGAAACCAGCUCUAACUCCGUAUCAGAGAUGACAACAAGUUCUGUUGCUGAAAGUGAGUUAAGCUCUGUCUCUUCAUACACAGAAUCUUCAGUGACAUCCACACCAUUAAUAAGCACCACUGACUCAUCAUCUUAUUCUAGUUCUUUGCCCUCAGUGGUAACUUCUAAAACAGGAGAAUUGAGCUCUAGAACAGUAUCAGGGCCAACAACAAGUUCCGCCAGGGAAAGUGAGACAACCUCUGUCUCUUCAUCCAUAGACACUUCACCUACAGAAACGUCCAUACCACAAUCAAGCACCCCUACCUCAUUAUUGUCCACUAGUUCUUUGCAUUCAAUGAUGACAUCUGAACAAAGAGAAAACAGCUCUAACUCUGUAUCAGAGCUGACAACAAGUUCUGUUGCUGAAAGUGAGAUAUCCUCUGUAUCUUCUUCAUCCACAGACACUUCACUUACAGUGACGUCCAUACCACUAACAAGCACCCCUGCCUCAUCAUCAUCCACUAGUUCUUUGCCUUCAAUAGUGACAUCUGAAAAAACAGAAACCAGCUCUAACUCUGUAUCAGAGAUGACAACAAGUUCUGUUGCGGAAAGUGAGUUAAGCUCUGUUUCUUCAUACACAGAAUCUUCAGUGACAUCAACACUACUAACAAGCACCACUGACUCAUUAUCGUAUACUAGUUCUUUGCCCUCAAUCGAAACUUCUGAAACAGUAGAAACCAGCUCUAGAACAGUAUCUGGGCCGACAGCAAGUUCCACCAUGGAAAGUGAGUCAACCUCUGUCUCUUCAUCCAUAGACACUUCACCUACAGAAACGUCCAUACCACAAUCAAGCACCCCUACUUCAUUAUUGUCCACUAGUUCUUUGCAUUCAAUGAUGACAUCUGAAAAAAGAGAAAACAGCUUCGAAACCAGCUCUAGAACAGUAUCUGGGCCGACAGCAAGUUCCACCAUGGAAAGUGAGUCAACCUCUGUCUCUUCAUCCACAGACUCUUCACUUACGGCGACGUCUAUACCAUUAACAAGCACCCCUGCCUCAUCAUCAUCCACUAGUUCUUUGCCUUCAAUAGUGACAUCUGAAAAAAGAGAAACCAGCUCUAACUCCGUAUCAGAGAUGACAACAAGUUCUGUUGCUGAAAGUGAGUUAAGCUCUGUCUCUUCAUACACAGAAUCUUCAGUGACAUCCACACCAUUAAUAAGCACCACUGACUCAUCAUCUUAUUCUAGUUCUUUGCCCUCAGUGGUAACUUCUAAAACAGGAGAAUUGAGCUCUAGAACAGUAUCAGGGCCAACAACAAGUUCCGCCAGGGAAAGUGAGACAACCUCUGUCUCUUCAUCCAUAGACACUUCACCUACAGAAACGUCCAUACCACAAUCAAGCACCCCUACCUCAUUAUUGUCCACUAGUUCUUUGCAUUCAAUGAUGACAUCUGAAAAAACAGAAACCAGCUCUAACUCUGUAUCAGAGAUGACAACAAGUUCUGUUGCUGAAAGUGAGAUAUCCUCUGUAUCUUCAUACACCGAAUCUUCAGCGACAUCAACACUACUAACAAGCACCACUGACUCAUUAUCGUAUACUAGUUCUUUGCCCUCAAUCGAAACUUCUGAAACAGUAGAAACCAGCUCUAGAACAGUAUCUGGGCCGACAGCAAGUUCCACCAUGGAAAGUGAGUCAACCUCUGUCUCUUCAUCCAUAGACUCUUCACUUACAGUGACGUCCAUACCAAUAACAAGCACCCCUGCCUCAUCAUCAUCCACUAGUUCUUUGCCUUCAAUAGUGACUUCUGAAAAAACAGAAACCAGCUCUAACUCUGUAUCAGAGAUGACAACAAGUUCUGUUGCUGAAAGUGAGCUAUCCUCUGUAUAUUCAUACACCGAAUCUUCAGCGACAUCAACACUACUAACAAGCACCACUGACUCAUUAUCGUAUACUAGUUCUUUGCCCUCAAUCGAAACUUCUGAAACAGUAGAAACCAGCUCUAGAACAGUAUCUGGGCCGACAGCAAGUUCCACCAUGGAAAGUGAACUCUUCACUUACGGCGACGUCCAUACCAUUAACAAGCACCCCUACCUCAUCAUCAUCCACUAG